AUGAACACACUUUCAAGAGAAGACAUUUUGUUUCAAGCAGCCACCCGAUUUGUUUGUUAUCCCUUGUCUCGUGUGCAGACCAUCCAACAAUCGGGUGUGUUAGGACAGGGAGCAGAGAGUGGAAUAUUUCAAGUUGUAUUGAAAGUUGCGUCUAAACCACCUUGUUCCGGAACAGCUGCUCACAAUGAUGAUGAAAACGAUUUGAAAACUGCAAAACAAAAUAGAAUUGUUUCCGUGUUGAAGAAGAUUAAUUUUUCAUCAUUUUGGAAAGGAUUUGAUGCUCAUCUUUUGGCAAUUUUAAUUCGAUUAUCAAAAAUUGCUCCCAGGAUCAGAUCAGUCAUUUUCUCAAAGCUUAAUAACUCUAUCUAUCUUCCGAUAAUAUUUGAUCCUCUAUUUACAUAUCCAUUUGAAAUGGCUCGUGUUAAAUUGGCAUCGGACACUUCUCCACAAAACAGAAAUGUGAUUCAAGUUCUUUCAAAGGUCAUUAAUAAUACUGGACUUGCAGGAUUAUUCCGAGGCUAUCAUCUCCAUAUUUUAGGAAUUGCUCUUCACCAAGUUGCAUACUUUACUGGUUAUAGCUUACUAGGCUCCAUUGUACCAGUGAAAAAGGAUUCAUUUAUGGGUGCACUUGUGGUCAGCAACAUUGCUUCUACCUUCUCAAGCUUGUUUACUUAUCCAAUUGUUACAAUCAUGAGACGGUUGCAAUUGGAAGCAGCAGAAGAUGAACAAAAAACUUCAUCUCAAGGAACUAUCCAGACAGCGAAAAACAUUAUUCAAAAGGAGGGUGUUGCAGCUCUGUACAGUGGAUUCCCUCUAUUGGUUUGUCACUCGACAUUGGCACCACUCACUCUCAUGUUUUUAGAUAUGGCCUAUGAUUAUAUUUCAAAAAAGUUUAAGUGA
Messenger RNA from Naegleria lovaniensis, 900 nucleotides. RefSeq lists its product as uncharacterized. The transcript has a single exon. Gene Ontology annotation, molecular function: NAD transmembrane transporter activity; AMP transmembrane transporter activity; FMN transmembrane transporter activity. Gene Ontology annotation, cellular component: peroxisomal membrane. The record is from RefSeq and is a predicted model, not a curated record. NCBI's taxonomy places the organism in Eukaryota, Heterolobosea, Eutetramitea, Acrasida, Naegleriidae. The coding region runs from base 1 to 900 and encodes 299 amino acids. Gene Ontology annotation, biological process: transmembrane transport.